Molecule: messenger RNA, 2651 nt
Organism: Haliotis rubra (blacklip abalone)
Lineage: Eukaryota; Metazoa; Mollusca; Gastropoda; Lepetellida; Haliotidae
Product: E3 ubiquitin-protein ligase TRIM33-like
Exons: 9
Coding region: 234-2651 (805 amino acids)
Molecular function (GO): zinc ion binding
Source: RefSeq, a predicted model, not a curated record
AGUGAAUACUAAAAUUGCAUUUUCAACAACCACAAGAAGUGUUUUCUUGAAUAUUCAUAAAAUGUGCAAACUAGGUGCAUGUAUGAAGUUCUUGUGUUUCGUGCAGAGACUUCAGGAGCAGAUUAAAGCAAACGUCCCUGGACCAGGCUGAACUGGAGGAGACAAUUAAGAAGGAAAGAGAAUAACACAGGUCACAGACAGAAAAGCAGAAUGAGGGAACUGAAGCCUUGAAGAUGCAGUUGUCAAACUUAAACAAGGACUUGCAGAACAGUCGGGCAAGAUGUGAGACGUUAGAAAAGGGACUACGAGACGAACAGGAGGCAUACGAUGCUCUAGUGGGUGCUCCAAGGUCACAGUCUCCAGACAGGAUGGACAAUACAGAGCAAGUCCAACAUGCAGGGAAAAUGGGUUCUGGGGAGAGAAUGUGCCAAUUUUCAACUCAGUCAUGUUGUGAUGAGAGUCAGCUUCGUCUUCUUCCAUGCCUUAAUCACCAAGCUACACAGGCGGAUGAGAACUGCAUACACUGUCCUUCCUGUGGCCUUGACUUCACCACGGAGAAGACAACGGUAGAUCAUGUCAGGCGCAAUGAAGCUGCCUAUAAAGUCAACGUUGAUGGUGAGAUGAAAUGCAGCUACAUCGAUGAGGAUCAUGAUGCAAAGGCAGUGGUGUACUGCCACGAAUGUGAUGACAAGCUCUGCUCUGACUGCCAUAAACUCCACGACACGCCGAAACGGAAUCGAAAUCACAGAGUGAGUGAGAUUGACCAGUCAACGAAUAUCCCUAUGACGCAGUGGCUGAAGGAGGCUAUUUGCAGAGACCACCCUGACAACAAACUGCAGCUGUAUGACCACACAUGUAAGAAGGCAGUCUGUCUUAUAUGUGUGCAUGGGGCCCACAAAGAUCACCAGAAUGAAGACCUGUAUCAGGCCUAUGACGUAGCGAAGGGUCAGCUGGAGGAACAAGUGAAGAAACAGCAACUUAAAUUGGAAGAUGUCACUGGCAGGAUGAAAACUGUCACAAGCCACCAAACUGAACUGCGAACUACACAAAGAAGACUGGAACAAGUUGCGACUACAGUUUGCAAAGGUGUUGCUGCAAAGUUGCUUCAUCGACAGAGACAACUCAUGGAGGAAAUUCAAGUGAGUCUACAGUCCCCAUACAGAAUGGUUCAAGAGAAACUUGACGCUUUACAUGGCGUCCAUACUUCUAUAGUAUCAGCGAUAGCCUACACCAAGAGAACACUUGAAUCUACAAGACGAGAUGAGCUGAUUACUCUCACAGAUGUACUGCAGACGAAAUGUGAUGAAAAUCUGAAGAUGAAGCUUCCAGAAGAUGACACGCGAGCCACGAGAAUCCUUCUUACCUUUCAAGGCCAGAGAGCCCUGGAGGAACUUAUCAACACAUUUGGUGGUCUCACCUUCAGUCUCAACAUGGAUCAUAUUCCAGAUUCUCAGCCUACUUCACAAGAGUUGAUGACGAUGACAUUGAGAGAACGACAAGCCAACGAGAGACUUGAGGUUCAAAUUCAACAAAAGUACCUGGACCAGGCUGAACUGGAGGAGACAGUUAAGAAGGAAAGAGAGGAACACAGGUCACAGAUGGAAAAGCAGAAUGAGGAAACUGAAGCCUUGAAGAUGCAGUUGUCAAACUUAAACAAGAACUUGCAGAACAGUCGGGCAAGAUGUGAGACGUUAGAAAAGGGACUACGAGAAGAACAGGAGGCAUACGAUGCUCUAGUGGGUGUUCCAAGAUCACAGUCUCCAGACAGGGUGGACAAUACAGAGCAAGUCCAACAUGCAGGGAAAAUUGGUUCUGGGAGAGAAUGUGCCAAUUUUCAACUCAGUCAUGUUGUGAUGAGAGUCAGCUUUGUCUUCUUCCAUGCCUUCAUUCUGCCUGCAAGCCAUGCCUUGAUCACCAAGCUACACAGGCGGAAGAGACCUGCAUACACUGUCCUUCCUGUGGCCUUGACUUCACCAUGGAAGACAACGGUAGAUCAUGUCAGGAGCAAUGAAGCUGCCUUUAAAGUCAACGUUGAUGGUGAGAUGAAAUGCAGCUACAUCGAUGAGGAUCAUGAUGCAAAGGCAGUGGUGUACUGCCACGAAUGUGAUGACAAGCUCUGCUUUGACUGCCAUAAACACCACGACACGCCGAAACGGAAUCGAAAUCACAGAGUGAGUGAGAUUGACCAGUCAACGAAUAUCCCUAUGACGCAGUGGCUGAAGGAGGCUAUUUGCAGAGACCACCCUGACAACAAACUGCAGCUGUAUGACCACACAUGUAAGAAGGCAGUCUGUCUUAUAUGUGUGCAUGGGGCCCACAAAGAUCACCAGAAUGAAGACCUGUAUCAGGCCUAUGACGUAGCGAAGGGUCAGCUGGAGGAACAAGUGAAGAAACAGCAACUUAAAUUGGAAGAUGUCACUGGCAGGAUGAAAACUGUCACAAGCCACCAAACUGAACUGCGAACUACACAAAGAAGACUGGAACAAGUUGCGACUAAAGUUUGCAAAGGUGUUGCUGCAAAGUUGCUUCAUCGACAGAGACAACUCAUGGAGGAAAUUCAAGUGAGUCUACAGUCCCCAUACAGAAUGGUUCAAGAGAAACUUGACGCUUUACAUGGCGUCCAUAUUUCUAUAGUAUCAGCGAUAGCCUGA